This is a messenger RNA of Oncorhynchus gorbuscha (pink salmon), 4055 nucleotides long. RefSeq names its product OMA1 zinc metallopeptidase (gene oma1). NCBI's taxonomy places the organism in Eukaryota, Metazoa, Chordata, Actinopteri, Salmoniformes, Salmonidae. The transcript has 9 exons. The record is from RefSeq and is a predicted model, not a curated record. Gene Ontology annotation, molecular function: metalloendopeptidase activity. Gene Ontology annotation, cellular component: mitochondrial inner membrane. Gene Ontology annotation, biological process: protein quality control for misfolded or incompletely synthesized proteins; mitochondrial protein processing. The coding region runs from base 286 to 1878 and encodes 530 amino acids.
ACUCGUCGACUGUCCGUUAGAAGGUCACCAAUCUAAAAGGUCACAACAACAAAGAUGUAUUGUUAAAGUCGUUUGUUUUAUUUUUUUUUACUUCCAAAUAUUACAGCCUAAUUUCAAUAUCAUAAAAAAUAGUUGUCAUACUUGCUUCCGGCAUAGGAAAAGUACCUGAGCCUUUGUAGCGCUUUGGUGAGGGGGAUCUCAUCUGAAGAGGCAGGAGACCUCGGUCUCUCACUUGACCUGUCCUCGGAGCAUGAGGGCUCAAGAUUCUCUGCAGUAAAAUACAUCAUGGCAAUUCUUGGAACCAUGGAGUUGUUGUGUGCCCGUCUCAUGAGGAACCAACACCGUUGCCUACCUGCCUACCUGUCUAGAAGCUUUCAAACCUCCCAUUGCCGACAGAGACGAUCAACAACCAGGAGGACAUUACCUUCAACAGAACUCUACUCAACCAACACGUGUCGGAUUCUACGGCAGCCCGAAACCACAGACUCUGUUUGUCAACUUCAAUUGAGGCCAUCUUCAUCUCAGAGACAACUUUUCUCAUCUGAGAAUGUAAGAACAGUACUUUUCCCAGUGGGGACACCUAGACCCGACCCUGCUGUCCACUGUCUCCCUGUUAUAUGGCUGUCUAAGCAUGGACAGAACUUCUUCCAUACCUCUGCUCCUCACCGCGCCCUGCCUGCGCCUCUCAUAUGGCUGGUACUCAAACCCCUGCAGAAGAUAGUGGCUAUUAUACUGGGCAGGAGUAUCAGGAAGUGGUGGUUGGCCCUCCCGCCCAAUAAGCAGCAGCUCGUGCGUCAGAAGGUCUGGCGUCGCCGUUGGCAGCUGGCGUCUGGGGGUAUGGUUGCUAUGGUGAUCAUGGCAAGUUUCUUCCUGACUCAUCUGGACGAGUCGCCCAUCACGGGACGUACACGCCUCCUAGUGUUCAGUAGAGAGAACUACAUGGAGCUGGCUGCAGUGACGGGAGAUGGGUACAUGGAGGAAUUUGCUGAGUUGAUGGUUUCAGAGAAGGACCCUCGUCACCAGGUGGUGGAGAGAGUGGUGGAGCACCUGGCCCAGAGGAACAAAGACAUCCCAGAGGUCUCCUCUGUUCCAUGGAGAGUCCACUUGGUCGACAGCCCUACCGUUAACGCUUUCGUACUGCCUAAUGGAAAGGUGUUUAUGUUCACUGGGAUGUUGGAGGCCGUUGCAGAUGUUCACCAGCUCACCUUCAUCCUGGGACAUGAGAUGGCCCACGCAGUGAUGGGACACUCUGCAGAGCAGGCCAGUAUGUCUCAUGUGGUAGACUUCCUGUCUCUGAUCCUGCUAACAGCCAUCUGGGCCGUGUGUCCUCGAGACAGCCUGGCUGUACUGGGACAUUGGAUACAGACUAAGCUCAUACAGUUCUUGUUUGAUCGUCCUUAUAGCAGGAAGUUGGAGGCAGAAGCUGAUCAGGUUGGACUCCAGCUGGCUGCCAAGGCAUGUGCUGAUGUGCGGGCAGGGCCAGUGUUCUGGCAGCAGAUGGAGAUCAGUGACCAGCUGAGAGGAGAACCUACAGUACCAGAGUGGCUCUCCACACACCCCUCUCACAGGAACAGAGUGGCACAGCUGGACCGGCUGGUCCCACAGUACCUGGAGUUGAGGGAGAGCUGUUCCUGUCCUGCCCUCCCUGCUACAGACCCCAGAGCUGUCUUCGCUCAGAGUGUCAAAGUGCUGCUGGAUGCUACUAGGGACCUGGAGGGAGAGGCGGGGAAGAGACUGAAACCACAAGCUCUGUCGCAGACCCCAACGUCAGACCACAGAAGGGCUCCACACCCAGGGGGACUGGCUACUGCCCUGCUAGCCUCCUCAGCCACAGGCUCACCUCCAGCCCUGACCCUAGACACUGCUACCCACCUCUAACCCCCGGGCCACUACCCUCGCCCCCUGUCUUCCCAGGCCUAGUUCCAGUCAGUGAUUGUAGCUCCUUGAUUGCUAAUUGACUGAUGUUUGUAAGGUCUUCUGGGCUUCUGUGGAAUUGCUGCAAAAAGGUUUUGGGUAGCGGUUCUGUUUACUGCGUGUAAGAGGGUACAGGGAGAUGCUUUGAGUGUAUAGUGUGAAUACAUAGUAUCCUGUUUGAAUUGGAAUAUUUCUUGUGGGGACAUGCUGCACUCAAUGGCCUAAUGAGCAUAUACAAUGAGGUCCAAAAUGAUAGACUCCCCUGAUAAAGAUGCGCAGUAAUGACUGUAUAAAAUAAAUAAAUUCAAAAUCAAAAUUGACAUCCCGGCCCUAAGGAUUGACACCUCUAAAGUAAAGUAGUCAAACGUGUGUAUUUUGUCCCAUAUUCCUCCUAUCCUAUUCCUAUCACGCAAUGACUACAUCAAGCUUGUGACUCCACAAACUUGUUGGAUGCAUUUGCAGUUUGUUUUUGGUUGGGUUUAAGAUGAUUGAGAAUAUAUUUCUCGACACUUCUACAUUGAUGUACAUUCUACCAUGAUUACGGAAAAUCCUGAAUGAAUUGUGAAUAAUGACGAGUGAGAAAGUUUGAGGGUCAAAGAUCAUACCCCCAAACACAUGCUAACAUCUCACCAUCACCAAUAACAGAAGAGAUUCAACAAAUGAUUGUUCAAACUAUGGCUACAUGUCUUAGUGCAUAUGCAGAUCUAUACACACCUCACCGAAACUGACAACCAAUCAUUUAACAGGAUUUCCGAAAUCACGUUUGUAGGGAAUAUAAAAGACUCAACAUCUCAACUUUACAGUAUAUAAAAGAGUAAAAGACUAGAUGGAGUUAUCCUCUCUUUCCAAAGACCACAACCUGGAAGUCAGUGAUAAGUUGUUUGUCCCAUCUCAGUGGUGUUGGUCUAAUACAUGCUCAUGUGAUUACAAAGAAUGGUGUUUCUACAUGGAUUGUUGUACAGCCAAAUUCCUCAACAGUAAGAUAACACUUAACGUGUGAAAUUAACCUCCUUGAUUGACCAAAACUGGGAACAUAGAAUGUUAUUUAUAACAACAUUGAGGAAAUGUCUUAGUCUCCCAGAUACAAACCAUGUAAGAAUGUCCUUCAGAAAGUACUCGUACCUCUUGACUUAUCCACAUUUUGGUUCUCUGGGUAGACAGUGUGUAGGCACUGUGUCCUGUAGGCACUGUGUCCUGUAGGCACUGUGUCCUGUAGGCACUGUGUCCUGUAGGCACUGUGUCCUGUAGGCACUGUGUCCUGUAGGCACUGUGUCCUGUAGGCACUGUGUCCUGUAGGCACUGUGUCCUGUAGGCACUGUGUCCUGUAGGCACUGUGUCCUGUAGGCACUGUGUCCUGUAGGCACUGUGUCCUGUAGGCACUGUGUCCUGUAUGUCACCUACUUUAUUUACCCUGUCGUGUCCAUCCAUCAUCACCUGUUGCAAUGUGUUUUUGUGGUAAUGUGGCCAUCAAGUUCAUUUAAAUUAGUUUUAUGUCUCGCCCUGAAGGAAUGGUGUUGUAUUUUAGUGUCAAAGAUCUUUGUGAAAUCAUAGAAAUGUGUAGUUUUGUACAAAUCAUGUAUUGAACUAGCCAAAGAGCAUAUUUUAUAUACUAGAAUGUACAUCUUAGAACCUGACAACCUGAAAAUGAAUGGGUUUUGAGGUAAAACUGGUCUAGUGUGGUUUGUCGUUGUAACGUAAGUGUGAAUGACUGGGCUCUAACCUUGGUUGACCGUGUUAGCACACUGAGCUAAAGCCACGUCUCUUGAAUUUAAAUUAAUUUGAAUGAAAUAAACAUAAUAAAAUCAAAACUGAGCAUAAAGAUGUAGAAGAGAGUACCACUAGUCUUAGAAGAAGGCUAGAGCUAGCCCUAGGAGAAGGCUAGAGUGAGGGCAGGAGGGGCCCCACUGACAAUUGUCUGUAGGCAUUUAUAUAAGGAGUGUCUACGUGGUCUGAAAACCGCUGAUAAUAGCACAACGUGUUAUUUUAGGCGUUUAUGAGAAGUGUCUAUAUUGUCGAGAACUACUGGGAAUAGCAUAAGGUACACAAGGUGCUAUUCUAUAGGUAUUCAAAGCGGCAAGACUAUAGCAUUUAUGACUAUACAAACUAUUGAUACUGAGGGACUGUAGAUGCUGAAGGACUAU